AUGGCGGGAUCGGUGGCCGACAGUGAUGCCGUAGUGAAACUAGACGAUGGGCAUUUAAACAACUCCUUGGGCUCUCCGGUUCAAGCGGACGUGUACUUCCCACGACUGAUAGUUCCAUUUUGUGGACACAUUAAAGGUGGCAUGAGGCCAGGCAAGAAGGUGUUAGUGAUGGGCAUUGUAGACCUCAACCCAGAAAGCUUUGCAAUCAGCUUGACCUGUGGUGACUCGGAAGAUCCUCCUGCAGAUGUGGCAAUUGAACUCAAAGCUGUGUUCACAGACCGGCAGCUACUCAGAAAUUCGUGUGUAUCUGGGGAGAAGGGUGAAGAGCAGUCGGCAAUCCCUUACUUUCCAUUCAUCCCAGACCAGCCAUUCAGGGUGGAAAUUCUUUGUGAGCACCCACGGUUCAGAGUGUUUGUGGAUGGACACCAACUUUUUGAUUUUUACCACCGCAUUCAAACAUUAUCUGCAAUUGACACCAUAAAGAUAAACGGGGAUCUUCAGAUCACUAAGCUCGGCUGA
This is a messenger RNA of Chrysochloris asiatica (Cape golden mole), 519 nucleotides long. RefSeq names its product lectin, galactoside-binding-like (gene LGALSL). The transcript is spliced from 5 exons. NCBI's taxonomy places the organism in Eukaryota, Metazoa, Chordata, Mammalia, Afrosoricida, Chrysochloridae. Gene Ontology annotation, molecular function: carbohydrate binding. The coding region runs from base 1 to 519 and encodes 172 amino acids. The record is from RefSeq and is a predicted model, not a curated record.